CCGAGCUGUGCCAUGCAGAGGCGAGCCAAGUGAAGCCAAGCUGUGCCGAGUCGAGCUGUCUGCAUUGUGUAUAGUGGUUAUUUGAGCCGUGUCGAACCGCGCUGAGCGGAGCCGGGAGGAGUCCCGACGUUGCGCAAGGCCCGGGGCAGGGCACCGGACCGUACAUAAGGUCGGCGAGGUGCUGGUGUUGCGAGGGCAGUGCCAUGGAGUCUGGUCCGCUGCUGCUGCUGCUGCUGCUGGUGGCGGCCCCGUUGGGCCGGGGCUUGGCAGAGUCGGAGGAGGCACAGUCGGAGGAGACGGUACAGGCAGAAAACUCUUCCGAGCGAUCCGCAAAGGAAGUUUUAUGCCCACGGACCGACCCUGACCUGAAGGCCAGCUGCCUGAACAAAUGCAGAGAGGACGGCAGCUGCGGGGGCAGCAGGAGGUGCUGCCUCAUCAAGUGCCGUUUCCUCUGCGUGCAACCAGUACCAGCCAAACCGGACACCUCCCCUGAGAAGAUUCCGCACACCAUCGGCUGCUGCAACAGCACCCACAGCAGUGACACCAACUGCCCCAAACACCGGCGGUGCAGCCCACCCCUGCGCAGGUUCUUAGGGAUCGGUGACACCAUCCGCAAUAACUGGGGCUGCCACCUGGACCUGGAACGUGGCCCGUGCAAGAAAUACAACUGUUGCCGCAACUACAGCUCCGGCUCUAGGUCGUGUCAGACACAAAUUGUUGGCUGCUGGAAAAAUUUCAAGCACUUCCGUACUAUGCAGGAGUGCCAGCAGGCCUGCAAGCAUGGGCUGCACAAGCGCUGACCUCAGGACACCACAGCCCGUCCAGAUCUGCAGAGCUGACCGCUCUGCCCCAGACAAUAAAGCCGCCAGGACACCUGGCUUGUAGCAGCA
This is a messenger RNA of Coturnix japonica (Japanese quail), 890 nucleotides long. RefSeq lists its product as uncharacterized. The record is from RefSeq and is a predicted model, not a curated record. Gene Ontology annotation, molecular function: serine-type endopeptidase inhibitor activity. NCBI's taxonomy places the organism in Eukaryota, Metazoa, Chordata, Aves, Galliformes, Phasianidae. Gene Ontology annotation, cellular component: extracellular region.